This is a messenger RNA of Drosophila eugracilis, 1140 nucleotides long. RefSeq lists its product as uncharacterized. The record is from RefSeq and is a predicted model, not a curated record. The coding region runs from base 1 to 1029 and encodes 342 amino acids. The transcript is spliced from 3 exons. NCBI's taxonomy places the organism in Eukaryota, Metazoa, Arthropoda, Insecta, Diptera, Drosophilidae.
AUGGCAAACUUAAUUUGGUUCAGACUGGUCUUGUUGGCCAUUUCUGUGGCCUUGUCUUCGGCUGGCAAUGAAACGGCUUCCCUGAAAGCCAAUUUGCAAUCUGGGAGUAGAGGUGUGACCUAUAUGCACCAGAAUAUCCAUUUACUCUAUCGCCAGAAACGCUGGCUUACCUUCGAACUGGGAUCUGCUCUUACGCUUACUUCCAACUUUGCCAAGGCUAUUUUAGGCACCAUUCCCACAGGUCUAAUUACUUUUGGCGAGAUGACGGCUCUUUAUGAGCUUCCAGCUGCCAUUGAAGAUUGGAUUCCACGACAAAGAGGUAAACCACUAGUGAGACCAAUCGCAACACCACCGCCACCACCACCGCCUCCGCCACCACCACCACCACCGCCACCACCAGCCUCUCCCCCAGCACCGGCGAUGCCAUUUAUACUACCAGUUUCUCCUGAAGCACCAAUUGCGUUGCAACCACAGCCCGUUAUCGUACCCCUCAAUCCCGCGGAUCCCAUACAGUCUUUCUACUUUGCCUACCCACAAGGCAUUCCCAUUUUGAAUCGUCGCAAGUCGUAUGUGCAACAGAAGCAGCUGGGAUGUCCGGCCUCGCACUUGGUCAAAGAUACGUAUGGAACCUACUAUUGUCGACCCUCUGCCGUGUCCCGCAGGCUGAGGCGCGAAUUAGAGAGUCAGGGAAGCACGAUAUUCAACGAUGCACAGAAUCCGAACCACAUGCUCUUCGAUAUCAUAGCCAUGAUGGCCACCAUGUUUAAUUACCAGCCGAAUUACUGCAUCAUGCGGUCCCUGUGCGAGGCACGUCAUCUGCUGGCUCCGCCGGGCUUAACGCUCUUCCACGAUAUCUUCCGCAUCAUGCUGCGCUACGUGCAUCCGGAGAUAGCCCAUAAACCCAAGUAUCGGGAGGCCUUCACCGCCGGCCACUCGCUUCACGAAUGCGCCAGUCUGUACGGUCCGCAUUGCCGGCAAAGUUUUUUGCUGGUCAUCAGUGAACAGUUUCAGGCGAAAUACGUACGUUGAUUAAAUAAAAGUGAAAAAUAAGGAAAACCCGCCAAUGAAUUUAUCGAACUGCAAUGUCGGCCAGAAAGGCGCCAGCUAACUGCUAUGACACCCUAUAUAAAGUUAAUGGAU